AUGAAUAAGAAACUGGGUUGUUUUAUAAGGACCAUCAGGCAGAUGCAGGCAUGCCCUUCUGCAGUGAGCCCUUGUUCUAGAAUGGUGACGAGGACAUAUGUGUUGGGGACUAACGGACAUAAAAGCACUGCACAAAGUCUUCAUCUCAGGCGAUGCCCUUUGGAUGUAUCUUCUUCCUGGCUUCGCUCAUCUGCUAGGUUUUUUUCUCAAGACACAUUCAUCAUUAACACAGAAAGCACCAGUGCAAAUGAACAGAAAGUCGCUAAUGGUUUGGAAAACGAUCAAAUGCAAAGCUCAAGACCAGUGACUGUAGAACUUGGCACGCCCCCACCGGGUUCCACGGUUGCUGCUGAGACAGACAGAAGCGCGGGUGAGGAAAUGGGCAAGAGGUCCAUGUCCCAGCUGUACUUUGACGACCUUCGGAAGUGCACAUCCCCCUAUGACGUACUAGACUUGGCUUCAAGGUACCCAAUGUCCUCAAAGUACGUCAGCAACAGCCUGGCUGCGAUGUGGAUGCUCACCAAAAAGCUCUCGGAAGACCAGAAGCGUUACGAGAAACGGCUGAUGUUUGAGCACCCUCAGUUUAGCCAGCUCUGUCAGUGCACCAUGCAGGAGGCCAGGUACAUGUGGCGCGACGACUUGGCAUACAGCCUGCAUGCUGUGGUGAAACUUGGAGUCCCGCAGAACACCCGAUUGAUUCAGACAAUGUUGAGGGUAUGCCAGGAGCGUCUGAAUGAAUUUGAUGACCGAAGUCUGUCCGUUGUUGCCACCACUUUGCAAGGAAUGGAGAAAUGCAAGAAUGUGGAAGCUCUCCAACUUGGAUUACAAUUGCUGGUGGAGCAGCGAAUCCCGAAGAUCUCUAACAUGUUUAUACUGCAAACGAUGAUGAAAUGUAUAGGACAGGAUUCGCCUCUCUCUCUUAAGACAAAACUGGAGAACAAGGUUUUGCGCUACAUCGAUCAGUUGUCUCUCCCAAACGCUCACCACAUGUUCAGUGUCCUGGUGGAAAUGAAUUACCGCUCCCUUCCCAUUCUGAAUGCUUGCAGUGAAAAAAUAAUAGAGAACAUCGAAGGAAUUCCCUUCUGGCGGGUGCUGAACAUUCUGAGAUCUUGCAACGACCUUCAGUACCGCAACACCAGGCUCUUUUCCGCGAUAGCUGAUUAUGUAGCAUCAGCCUUCUAUAUGUGGGACACCAAACAGGUAGUCCUCUUCCUUUCUGCCUUUGAGAAUCUCAGCUUUCGCCCAACCUCUCUGAUGGAUACUUUUGCUGAGAAAGUAAUAUCUCAUCCUGAUUCCUUGAACAUGAAGGAUAUUAUAGCUGUUCUUCGAGCUUAUUCUUUUCUCAACCAUGUCCCUGAAGGCCAAGAUGAGCAAUUCCUUGAGGCUCUGAACAGUGCCUUGACCAGCUAUCUGCCCAGGAUCACUAAUGCGGACUUGCUGAGGGCCGUGUACUCGUUCUGCAUUUUAGGAUAUCUUCCCCAGCCAGCCCUCGACCAGCUGCUACAAGACGAAGUCCUUCGUGAUCUGACGACUGGAGAUGGGCAGAAUGUAGAACAAAACGAAUCGAUGCUGCGUACCGUGAAUGUUUGUCUGGCACUCGAUGGUCAUUCUGUCCCUGAGCCAGCGAUCGCCUUUUCAGCGGAGCAACAGCCCUCUCCUCCCUUUUCUCAUUUCCCUGAUGUCCAGGAGGUCCUGUUCACGCUUUUGGGAGAUGCGAGUUUGUUUCAACCGAAUGUAAAGUUGGCUCAUGGCUACAGAAUAGAUUUUGAAAUCCUAAUGGAUGCCAACAGAAGAAAGGUGGUGCCAAGCAGCGAAGCGGAUCAGCCUACAGAUGAUCCUGGCAUUCAAAGGGUGGCUGUGCUGUGCGCUCCCGUGUCUGCUUUCUGUACUGACUCGAGGCAUCCCCGUGGCAGGACGGCAAUGAAGACGAGGCAUCUGAGACUGCUGGGCUAUCAUGUGGUCCUGCUUCAUUACCUGGAAUUUCAAAAACUGAGGAAAGAAGAGGCAGUUCAGUUCUUGAAGGGAGAAAUAUUUUCAUCGGAAGGUCAUCUUGGUUCUGAUUAG
This is a messenger RNA of Euleptes europaea (tarantolino), 2064 nucleotides long. RefSeq names its product FAST kinase domains 2 (gene FASTKD2). The record is from RefSeq and is a predicted model, not a curated record. Gene Ontology annotation, molecular function: RNA binding. NCBI's taxonomy places the organism in Eukaryota, Metazoa, Chordata, Lepidosauria, Squamata, Sphaerodactylidae. Gene Ontology annotation, cellular component: mitochondrial matrix; ribonucleoprotein granule. Gene Ontology annotation, biological process: regulation of mitochondrial mRNA stability; mitochondrial RNA processing. The transcript is spliced from 11 exons. Bases 1 to 2064 code for a protein of 687 amino acids.